Molecule: messenger RNA, 1281 nt
Organism: Capsicum annuum
Lineage: Eukaryota; Viridiplantae; Streptophyta; Magnoliopsida; Solanales; Solanaceae
Product: transcription factor HEC1
Exons: 2
Coding region: 312-1043 (243 amino acids)
Biological process (GO): regulation of DNA-templated transcription
Molecular function (GO): protein dimerization activity; DNA-binding transcription factor activity
Source: RefSeq, a predicted model, not a curated record
ACGACUUGUUAUAUAUAGCCUUCAAUUCCCCACUGGAGCUUAGAUGAUCUGUUUCCAUUUUUCCAAUAUCACUAUUUUAUUCUUUUCCAAUUUCUUCACUUCUCCCCAACCUGUUAGCUACACCAAAAAACACUAGCUAGUAGCAGUACUACUAGCUGUAGUAGUUGUACCAUUUCACUGCAACAUUCAGAUAAAACUCACAGUUUACUCUUCCUUCUCUUCUUCUUACCCAUUCCUCUGUCCCAAUAACCCAAUCAUCUAUAAAAGUGAGUGAUUUAAAGUUACAAAAAAAUAAAAAAAUAAUACUAGUCAUGGAUAUUGAUAUGCUCAAAUCAGCAGCAGGUUGUGAAGAUCAAAUGGAAAUGAUGCUUAUGAUGCAAUUGGACAAAUUUCCUGACUUUACCACUGGUAACAGUUCUGAAUUGCCAGUGAUGGAGUUUAGUCCACAAGGAAGUUGCAACAGCAACAACAACAACUACAAUUACCAUCAACUUGACCAAAAUUCACCUAAUUUCCUCAACAUGCCAUCUACUAUUUCAUUCACAAACUCUCCUCCAAUGCAUCAAAAUCCAAAUUUCUUAGCCAAUUCUGGUGCAUUUAAUUCGCAUUCUAUGAAUCGGAGCAACAUGGCAGCAAUGAGGGAGAUGAUAUUCAGGAUUGCAGCAAUGCAGCCAAUUAACAUUGACCCAGAAUCAGUGAAACCACCAAAGAGAAGGAACGUGAAAAUAUCGACUGAUCCACAAAGCGUCGCGGCGCGUCAUAGGAGAGAAAGGAUAAGUGAAAGGAUAAGAAUAUUACAAAGAUUAGUACCAGGAGGUACAAAAAUGGACACUGCAUCAAUGUUGGAUGAAGCAAUUCAUUAUGUGAAAUUCUUGAAAAAUCAAGUACAAUCUUUGGAAAGGGCAGGUGCAAAUAGGCCAUCUAAUGGUACUGCUGCUGCAGGAUUAGGAUUCCCUGUACCAAUGUCUUUAAGUGGGAAUUAUAAUUUACCUGUGAGUACAAAAAGUUGUUAUCAAAAUAUUCAACAAUAUGCAGAUGUUUAAUUGGUUUGAUUAUAAAAGAAAGAAAAAAAGAAAGAAUUGUACUAGUUCUUCUUUCUUGUGUUAGUAUUAAAUUGGAUUUGUGGGGUUGUAAAUUAGAAAAAGGAAGUGCUUACCAUGCAUGCUGUAUUGGGUAGAAGAAUAAUUGAUACUAUAUUAUUAUAACCAUGGUAUAUAGAGUAAUAGAGCCCCUAUGUAUUAUUGAUCGAUCUGUUAAUAAAAUUUUAUGUUCCUUGUAGUA